CGCAGCCCGGCUCGGCUCGGCGCAGCCCGGCACCGCCCGCCGAGCCCCCCGCCUGCCUCCCGCCCACCCCCGCACCGCCAUGGACGGGGGCGCCUUCGGAGCGGGGAAAGCCGGCGGCGCCUUCGACCCGCAGGCCUUCAUCCGGCAGCCGCAGACCCUGCUGCGGUUCGUCUCCUGGAUAUUCUCCAUUGUGGUGUUUGGCUCCAUUGUCAAUGAAGGGUACGUGAACCGCCUGGACGAGUCAGAAGAGCACUGCAUUUUCAACCGCAAUCACAAUGCCUGCAACUAUGGCAUUACCGUGGGUGUCCUCGCCUUCCUCAGCUGCCUUCUUUACCUGGCUCUGGAUGCCUACUUCCCGCAGAUCAGCAGCGUCAAGGACCGCAAGAAGGCAGUGCUCUCAGACAUCGGAGUCUCGGCCUUUUGGGCAUUCCUCUGGUUCGUUGGCUUCUGCUUUCUAACCAACCAGUGGCAAGCUUCAAAAGAAGAGGACAACCCACUGAAUGAGGGAGGGGAUGCAGCCCGAGCAGCCAUCACGUUCUCGUUCUUCUCCAUCUUCACCUGGGUGGGCCAGGCAUUCCUGGCAUAUCAGCGUUUCCAGCUGGGUGCCGAUUCGGCCCUCUUCUCCCAGGACUACAUGGACCCAAGCCAGGACUCCGGCAUGCCUUAUGCUCCCUACACGAACGAGGAGGAUGCUACAGAUGCGGUGGGGACAUACCAGCAGCCCCCUCCAGCAGAUGCUUUUGACACCGAGACACAGGGGUACCAAACACAGAACUACUGAGCCACCGAUGCCCCUUUCCCUUCUCCUUUCCCUUCUGCCCCCUUUCCCACUGCCGGCAGAAAGCCGAGGCACAAACCAGACACGUGCAUAGUGGUACUAGAGAUGGCUCUCAGCUAUGCUCCAGCCUUCUGGGUCAUCUGUUUUUAUUUAUUGUUUUUAAAAAAGGAAAAAAAAAAAAGAAAAAAAGGUUUCCUCAUCACCUUUUCCUUCUCUUCUCCCCUCAAGCUACCUGCCAGAACCAAAUUUUCCCAAAAUCUGCAUUGUGACAGGAAAGUCCCCCCUUUCCUCCUCUCCCUCCUGCCUUGCUGCAGAUGGCAUAGUGUGUCUGGUGGGCAGGAGAGUGGCUAUGGUACCAGCAGGGUAGGGGAGAGGGUGUUGAAGGCAGAAGGGAAGAAAUCAGAGGGACUGUGGACCUUCCUAGAAGAGAUGGGGUCGCUAAAGGCUGGAGUAGAUGUGGGAGCAUCCAAAUUGGUCUGGAGCACCUGGUGGCUCAGGGAGGGGAGUGGUGUUGGAGUCAGCAUACACAAGUGUGAGGAUGGGGCCUGGAGGGCAGCAGGAACAGUAAAGAUGGGGGCUUUUCUCUGCCACAUGCUAGUGAGUGAAGGGUGCUUUAUUUUUAGACGGUUUGGGAAGAAGUGAUAUUGGAGCGGGGGAGCACAAAGAGAAAAAAUGGGAAGGGAAAGAGGAAGAUCUGCAGGUACAAUCAGGAAUCACAGGCAUGUCUGUAGGUUACAGCAAGAGACUGAGCAGAGCAGAGGGGCAGUGCCAUGAGAUCCAGCCCCCCGGGAUUGAGAUGGAGAUAGUUCCCCUCAGCUGUGCAUCCUGCUCACUGCUCUUCUCAGUCUAGUGUUUGAUGAGGCAAGAGGGGAGCCAUGCCAGUCCCUGGGCCCAGAUACAGUGCCCCGGGAGGAAGGAUGGAGGACGUGGGCUUCUGGGCACCCUGAGAGUCCUUGACCCCAGCUGGGUUGGUUCAAGGGGGAGAGGGGAGCUUUGUCCUUUCAUCCUGGGCAGGAGGAGGAGGAGAAAGACAGUUUUGCUCCUCAGGUCCUUACCUUCCUCUUUACCUCUGCUACAACAUUGCAAAGCCUCUUGGUGAUGCCAUCUUUGUAGCACACAGGAAUGGAGCAGGACACUACUUGGAAAGAAAUGCUGCUGCUGGGAUGGCCAGCAUGCAUCUGGCUCUUGCACAGGGGUGCAACCAAGUGGGGAAGGAUGCUGCCCUGCACAGCCGCACUUUGUCUCCCACUCAGAUGGGGAGGAGGUCUUGGUGUGCAGAGAAUUGGGUGGGGCUAGACUGAGCUCUCUGAGGACUGGUCUUUCUGUACUUGCCACAGACCAUACCUUAGUGCUCUUCUGCAGCAUCUCAGAUCCUGGCUGGCUUUAAAGCCUCGCCUAGGUGGCAGCAGUGACUCUUCAAUAGAGCUCAUAUGGAUAUCAUUCCACACUCCUCAUGAUUUUGCUUCAAGUAAAGACAAAGCUGUGGAAGCCCACUCUGUUCUAGAAUAGAAGCAAGGUCUCUGUGUGAAGACAGGUUCCCAGAAUUCCCCUGAAGGGAAAUAAUUCAGCAAUAGCUACCUGGACAAUUGUCCCUGGCACAGACAUCUCUCAGAGCACAAGAUGCAGGGUUUACCUUGCAGCAGUGAGGAGCUCCAUUGCCCUGGAAGCCACCCUGCUUGACACAACACUGGUCCCCAUAGCAGAGAUGGGGAGCAGAUCCAAAAUCUGCAGAUGCUCCUGCUGAGCAUCCAGCCUAUUCCUCGUAGCACCCUUAGGAGUCAGGAGGAUGAGACACAGGUCUGGCCUGUGGCUGUGUGAACAUUUCUUCUGGAGGACGCUGGAGUUACUAGUCCUCCUCCCAGCGUGACUCCUUCCCAUCUGCCCCACAGUGAUCAGGAUGGGGUAGGGACUGUAGAGCAGCAGGCCCCCAAGAGGGAAGUGGAGCAGUGUUCUCCGCUGUAUACAGACACCGUUUCUACCUGCUCCUACCAGCAGACUUGUGCUGCUGGUGGCUGUUGCCAUGGCUUGUCCUCCCCAUGGCUUGCCUCACUGUGCUGGUAGUUACCCACUGGUGAAGACAGGAGAGGGGGACCAGCUAGCCCCAUGGACACAGCAGGAAUGACUGGGUACACGUCCCUUGCUCUGGGGCUGCGAGUGAACGCAAUACUGUAAAUAGGAGGGGUGUUUUUUGGAAGGAAGCCUCUUUAGCUUCAUUUUCUGUGGGUUCAGCCUAAUAUUUAGGCUUGGGAUGGGUUUACUUUAUUGAGAGAGGUUUGUUAUGACUGUGGCUGUGGGGGGAGUUCCCUCCAGUCCAUCUCCCCCCUGGGGGAGAAGAAUAAACAAAUGUUGAGGUGGAGGAGGAGAGAAAUUAGUUGUACUCGCCCAAACUCAUCUGUGUCAUCUUUCAUGCUUUCAUUUGGGGUGUAGGGAGGGAACCGAGAGGAGGAGGAUGCUAUAAAUAACCAGCCCUGAGCACAAAAAUGUGUUGUACCUUUUGGAUGGAACUUUCCAGCGCCUGUCCCCUCUGGGUGAGGGACCAGGCACAUAGGGAGAGGUAUGGAAAAUAUGUGGGGGGUCUACCUGAGGCUCUGUUUUAGGGUGUGGCGCAGGAGCAUCUUACAUACCCUGUUCCCAUCAGAGUUACGUAGAUGACUAAACACCAUUUGGGGCUGACUAAUGAGCAAGGUUUUCUUUAUCCUCUUUGGCUUGCUUCCUUCAUGUAACCAGCUGAUGGUCUCAGAUGGGCUUGAAGCAGGUAUGAGCUUCCCCCUCAGAGCCAGGUGGCUUCAUCCUGGGUUACUACCCAUCUCUCUGUCCCUCUCCUCCUUGCUUUGCAUUGUAGGAAAGGCAUUUGUGUGGCAGAGGACACUACAACAGUAGAUACUCAGACAACUUCUUGCUUUUGCUCAUGGCAGAAGACAUACUGCUCCUUGGGUUGAUGUGCUUUCAGCCUUUGCAGUGGAGGGUUGGUGGUGACAGACCUGGGGGGGGGAGUCUCCUUGUUUGCAUGUAACUCUUUAAAAUGCAAAAUGCAAUUUCCAAUGGCAUUUGGCUUGUUCUGCAGCUGAUGAGACAUACAGACCUACCCAAAGGGCUGGUUAUCUUAUCUUAGGCGCUUCUGAUAAGGUGCUGCCUAUUUCUGGUUAUCAUAGGCAAGACCUGAACAGCUGGCUAGAACAUGUCUAUUAUAUUCUAAAUGUGGGUGAUAUCAGCCCCACUCUACAGAUUAGGAGGUCAGAGGGAAGGCUGUAUAAGCAAAAUCAUAAGGAAGCUUUCUUCUCCCUCUGCCAUUUGUCCAGAUUACAGAGGAUUACUAUCCCCUGUUGGGAACAAUGUCCCCUUGAUGUCUUCUUAUCUUACAAAGCCCCCAAGUAAGGGAGUGCCUUGUGGAAGCAGAGGCUCUGAAGGGCAAAGGGAUGAUGAAAUUUUGCCCCAGUUCUAUCUGUGGCUUCAGCCUCCUGACCUGUCCCCAUCCCUGGCUCACCCAUAUCCUAACCACCACCCUGUUCAUCACCUCAUCACACACACCCUUCCUCGCCAUAUUCCUGGCAGUUCUGACAGGGAAGGAGGUGUCUUUGUCUCUGCUCCCUCGCAAGCACUUGGGAGGACCUGGGAAAGCAGCAUUGCAGAGUGGUUCCCACAGGAGUCUCAGCUCCAGUCCCCAGAGCAGGUACAAGGCAAGGAGCCCAGUGAGGCCACCUCAUGCAGCAAGUUCAAACCAUCCAUCCAGACAACUCCCUGCUGCCUGUGUGGCAUUUGUAACACCACCUGGGCUGCCCGGCCACUUCCCCUGCCACAUUACUGCCUGUGUAUAGUAUAUAUAUUAUAUAUAUAUAUUUAAAGAGAUGUACGUAUAUAUGAUGACUCAUGGAUGGCCUGCCGCAUACAGGAUCCUCUUGAGUGGUCUUGUCUAAGCCCGAGUGUCCCUUCACCCCUCCUCCCUGUUCCCCUGCCCCUGUCUGUUCCGAAAUCCAACUACAGCGAACCCCGCCACCUCGGCACCUGUGUUUACAAUGUCCUAUAUAUUUGUGGUUAACAAAGUGAAGGUGGUAACUACUGGUGUCUCAAUAAAGUUAUGAUGUUCAAAAUAACCAAACUAUAUGGAAAAAAAA
This is a messenger RNA of Lepidothrix coronata (blue-crowned manakin), 4890 nucleotides long. RefSeq names its product synaptogyrin 1 (gene SYNGR1). The transcript is spliced from 4 exons. Lineage: Eukaryota; Metazoa; Chordata; Aves; Passeriformes; Pipridae. Bases 80 to 781 code for a protein of 233 amino acids. The record is from RefSeq and is a predicted model, not a curated record. Gene Ontology annotation, cellular component: neuromuscular junction; synaptic vesicle membrane.